AUGCUGACGGCCCCGCGCCUUUACCUGCUCGGAGAAGCGCUGGAAUUGAGCCUGGCGGGCGCCCACGGCCAUGGAGUGCACAAGAAAAAGCACAAGAGCACAAGAAAAAACACAAGGAAGAAACAUCAUCAGGAAGAGGAGGCUGGGCCAACGCAGCCGUCACCUGCUAAGCCCCAACUUAAACUCAAAAUCAAACUGGGUGGGCAGGUCCUGGGCACCAAGAGUGUUCCUACUUUCACUGUGAUCCCUGAGGGUCCUCGCUCACCCUCCCCCCUUAUGGUUGUGGACAAUGAAGAGGAACCUAUGGAAGGAGUCCCCCUUGAGCAGUACCGUGCCUGGCUGGAUGAAGACAGUAAUCUGUCCCCCUCCCCACUUCGGGACCUGUCAGGGGGCUUAGGAGGUCAAGAAGACGAGGAGGAACAGAGGUGGCUGGAUGCCCUGGAGAAGGGGGAGCUUGAUGACAAUGGAGAUCUCAAGAAGGAGAUCAACGAGCGGCUGCUCACUGCUCGACAGCGAGCUCUGCUGCAGAAGGCGCGGAGUCAGCCUUCCCCGAUGCUGCCGUACCUGUGGCUGCGGGCUGCCCGGCCCCGGCCCCUCACCGAGGAGAUGCUGCUGAAGCGCGCGGAGAGGCGCGCGAAAGAGACGGCUGCAGCGGGGCCCCGGCGGGCGGAGGAGCACAAGAACCAGACUAUCGAGCGUCUCACCAAGACUGCGGCGCCCAGCGGGCGGGGAGGCCGAGGGGCGGCGCGGGGCGUGCGACGGGGAGGGCGGACGUGGCCCCCCGGCCCAUGGGUGCGCAACAGCAGCGGGGCACAGGGUUCCACCCUUUCCUUCCCACCUGGCGUCCCCGCCCCCGCGCCAGUGUCUCAGCGGCCGUGCCCAUCUGGCCCUCCUCCUCGAUGCUCCGUCCCCGGCUGCCCACACCCGCGCCGCUACGCCUGCUCCCGCACGGGCCAGGCGCUCUGCAGCCUUCAGUGCUACCGCAUCAACCUGCAGAUGCGGCUUGGGGGACCCGAGGGCCCCGGAUCCCCCCUUUUUGGCUACUUAAGGCCCUGACCUAACCUGGACUCUGCGCCCUCUCCCCUGCCCCGUUUUCAUUAUUUUACCCCCCUUAUUAAAUUUCAUCCGAUGCCUCGA
Molecule: messenger RNA, 1137 nt
Organism: Zalophus californianus (California sea lion)
Lineage: Eukaryota; Metazoa; Chordata; Mammalia; Carnivora; Otariidae
Gene: INO80B
Product: INO80 complex subunit B
Biological process (GO): chromatin remodeling
Cellular component (GO): Ino80 complex
Source: RefSeq, a predicted model, not a curated record